Molecule: messenger RNA, 2303 nt
Organism: Pristis pectinata (smalltooth sawfish)
Lineage: Eukaryota; Metazoa; Chordata; Chondrichthyes; Rhinopristiformes; Pristidae
Product: integrin beta-2-like
Exons: 14
Coding region: 213-2174 (653 amino acids)
Biological process (GO): cell-matrix adhesion; integrin-mediated signaling pathway; cell adhesion mediated by integrin
Cellular component (GO): focal adhesion; cell surface; integrin complex
Molecular function (GO): integrin binding; amyloid-beta binding
Source: RefSeq, a predicted model, not a curated record
ACCUGCUGAGUUCCUCCAGCGUUUUUUGGGCGCUGCUCGAACUUACAGGUUGCUUUCGUUCAGAAGCGCACCGCCACUUCCGCCUGUGUUCUUUAAAACCUACUCCCCUUCCAGAUACAGGGUAGUGGGAAGUUCAAAGAGGAAUCAACAUUAACGAGAACUGCGGAUCGCCGCGAAACUGAGGCGAGAGCAUAGCGGAUUUGAGUUCGGAAAUGAUCAUCUGGUUCCUCCUUCAGCUUGCAUUAGCCUUGAUGCUGGGAACAAAAUGGGCUGAAUCAUCCAAAUGCCAUCCCACAAAAGCAGAAGCGACUUGCAAGGAAUGCAUCAAUUUAGGACCAGGUUGUGCUUGGUGUAAGACACUGAAUUUCACAAAGGCUGGAGAACCAGAGUCUGCACGGUGUGAUUCUGAGGAACUGCUGAAGAACAGAGGUUGCAAAGAUGUGGAUAUAAUUAAACCUGCAAAUAUGAUGAAUGUGGAUAUGAACCGGCCACUUGGAACUCACAGAGAUACUGUGAUACAAAUAAGACCCCAAAAAGUUCAUCUAGUUCUUCGACGAGGCAGCCCACAGGAGAUUGAGGUGAAAUUUAAGCGUGCUGAAGGUUACCCUGUUGACCUUUACUAUCUCAUGGACCUGUCCUAUUCCAUGAAAGAUGAUUUGGAGAAAGUGAAGAAACUGGGAGAACAGCUUCUUGAAGCCUUGAAAAGUGUCACUAACUCUAUCCAAAUUGGAUUUGGUUCCUUUGUGGACAAGACAGUACUACCCUUCGUUAACACCCAUGAAGAGAAGAUGAAAAAUCCAUGCCCUGAUAAAAAUGAGGCGUGUCAGCCUCCGUUUGAUUUCAGGCAUGUCCUCAAGCUAACAAAUAAUGCAAGUGUAUUCACUAGAGAAGUCGGAAAACAAUCUAUUUCUGGAAACCUGGAUCCUCCAGAGGCAGGCCUGGAUGCCAUGAUGCAAGCAGCAGUGUGUGGGGAGCAGAUUGGGUGGCGCAAUGUCACACGUCUUCUUGUGUACACUUCAGAUGACGGAUUUCAUUUUGCUGGAGAUGGGAAGCUUGGAGCAAUCCUAACACCCAAUGAUGGCAAGUGCCAUCUUAAUAAAGAUGGCUUUUAUGAAGACAACACAAAAUAUGACUAUCCAUCUGUGGCUGAGUUGGCUACUAAGUUAGCUGAAAAUAACAUUCAACCCAUUUUUGCAGUCACAAGUAAAAUAAUGCCAAUAUACCAGGACCUGAGCAAAAUGAUCCCAAAGUCUGCAGUGGGUGAAUUGAAGGAGGAUUCCAGUAAUGUGGUUCAGCUAAUCAAAGAUGCCUAUAAUAAUCUUUCCUCUGAAGUGAUAAUAAAGCACAACACCUUGCCAGAUGGGGUCCGGAUCUCUUACAAAACACAUUGCAAUGGUAAAGAAACAAAAAGCGAUAAGGAGGGAGUCUGCUCAAAUGUGAAGAUUAAUCAGGAGAUAAGUUUCACAGUCACAGUAACUGCAGACGAGUGCCUGUCAAAGACAGAGUCGUUUGAGAUCAAACCCUUGGGUUUCACUGAGAAUUUAGAAAUUACUUUAAAGACAGAAUGCGACUGUAAAUGUGAUGACAAACCUGAUUAUCUCGGCACUGCAACACCAAGGGUUAUGUUAAGUGUGGUAUAUGCAGUUGUGUUGAGGAUUGGACUGGCAAGUUUUGCGAUUGUGACGUUGGUAAACGCUCCACUCAAGAAAUGGAUGCACUAUGUCGUAGAGAUAAUACAUCGACCACCUGCAGCAACCAGGGAGACUGUGUUUGUGGUGCAUGUUUCUGCCAUACUCAUCCCAACAAAAAAAUUUAUGGCAAGUACUGUGAAUGUGAUGACCAGAACUGUGAGCGAAACCUGGGUAAACUGUGUGCUGGACAUGGAAAGUGUGAUUGCGGAAUAUGUCUAUGUGAUCCAGGAUUUGAUGGAACUGCCUGUGAGUGUGCAAAAGCUCUCGAGCAAUGUAAACAGACCCAAGGUAGUCAAAUCUGCAGUGGAAGAGGAAACUGCACCUGUAAUCAGUGCAUAUGCAAUGCAGGUUAUCAACCUCCAUAUUGCAAAGAAUGCCCAGGAUGUCCAUCUCCGUGCCCAGCCCAUGUACAUUGUAUCGAAUGCCUUGGAUUUUCAAGUGGUCCAUUUGCAAAAAACUGCACUGAAUCCUGUCCGAAUAUAAAACACACCAAAGUGGAUGAACUAAAAGAGCAGAACAUUUGUAAAGAGAAGGACUCGGAGAACUGCUGGAUAAAUUUCGUCAUGAAGGAAUUAGAUGGAGUUGCAAACUAUCAAGUGACUAUCCUGAGUA